GUUAGUGGCACCCCACUCUACCCUGAACACCACACCCGUGCGACGACAAUGAUAAUGCAUGCCCGCAGUCAACCAAGCCACGGGCUUCUUCUAUAUACUUACAUAUCAUGCCAUGCGCUAGCUAGCUAUAUCCAUCUAGGUCUCAUCGAUCGCCACUAAUUCCUAGCUUAAAUCAACAGGGGAUUAUUGAAGCUUCACACAUCUCUCUCCAAGUACUCCGAAAGGAUGCCAGUCUCAUCGUCUCAUCACCCUCCCUCCUGCGUGACGUGCAACCUCCGUGCGCCAUGCGGGCGAGCCCUCACGCGGCUCUUCCGCAUCCAGGCGUUCUCCGUCAGGGCCUUCCGCUUCCGCAACCUCCUGAAGGCCGCCGCAAGGAUGAGCCUGUGGCGCCGUCGCCGCCGCAGGACGUUCCGGUCCGUGCGUGCGGUCUUCUGGCCGCUCAUCCCGCCGUCGUCCACGCCGGCGGCGGCCUCCGCUGCAGAGGGUGAGGCCGCGCACGGGGCAAUACCGGAGGCGGCGGCGACGGAGACGUUGGUGCACGCGCCCGUGCCGUCGCCGGCGUACGUGAAGGUGGUGGCGCGGCUGCGGUCGGGGAGGAGCGCUGCUAGCGGAGACGGGGAGGCGGAGGAGGAGGAGAAAAAAGAGGCGUGCCGAAGCUUCGAGAGCUGCCUGAUGGAGAUGCUGGUGGAGGAGGGGAAGGCGAGGGACCUGCAAGACGUGGAGGAGCUCCUGAGGUGCUGGGAGCGGCUCAAGUCGCCGGUGUUCGUGGAGCUGGUGUGCAGGUUCUACGGCGAGCUGUGUAAUGAUUUGUUCCUAGCGGCCGAGGGUGAUGACGCGGACAUGGACGCCGUCGACAGCUCCGGGACGUCAACUUCGGCUUUAUAAAUAGAUCAUCACCUUGCAGAAUUUGCAGAUUAUCGAUCGUCAGUAUUUUCUGUAAAUGCAGAACAAAAUAUGUUGUUCUUAAGAUUUUUUUCACCCACGUCAACGUGAGUGUGAUGUACCUCUCAUUGACUCAUUCGAUUGAAAUACGAUUUAACAACAUGGGAUCGGUGAUUUAC
This is a messenger RNA of Phragmites australis (common reed), 1061 nucleotides long. RefSeq lists its product as uncharacterized. Gene Ontology annotation, biological process: negative regulation of DNA-templated transcription. The record is from RefSeq and is a predicted model, not a curated record. The coding region runs from base 226 to 885 and encodes 219 amino acids. The transcript has a single exon. NCBI's taxonomy places the organism in Eukaryota, Viridiplantae, Streptophyta, Magnoliopsida, Poales, Poaceae.